Molecule: messenger RNA, 760 nt
Organism: Bubalus bubalis (water buffalo)
Lineage: Eukaryota; Metazoa; Chordata; Mammalia; Artiodactyla; Bovidae
Gene: MALSU1
Product: mitochondrial assembly of ribosomal large subunit 1
Exons: 4
Coding region: 46-735 (229 amino acids)
Biological process (GO): negative regulation of ribosome biogenesis; negative regulation of translation
Cellular component (GO): mitochondrion
Molecular function (GO): ribosomal large subunit binding
Source: RefSeq, a predicted model, not a curated record
AGCCCCAUUAAGCCCCGCCCCGUGAGUCGACGCAAGGCUGUUACGAUGGGGCCCGGCAGCUUUGUGGCGCUGCGACUCUGGGCGCAGCUGUGCCGCAGGGCCUUUUUCCCUCGCGCGUGGCCCGCGGCUAGUGCCGCGCCCCGUCUUCGGCUGCUGGCCGUGGGAAGGCCUACGGCGAGGGCAACACUCGGCAGGGCCUGCCUGGCCCCGGACCGAGCGCGCGGCCUGCACGGCGGGCCAGGUCUGGAGGAGCAGGUGGAGGGACUCCCGGAGUCUGGCACCGCAGAUUACGCUGGUCUCAAGUUUGACAUCGAUAUGCUGGUUUCACUUCUGAGGCAAGAAAAUGCAAGAGACAUUUGUGUCAUCAAAGUUCCUCCAGAAAUGAAAUACACAGAUUACUUUGUGAUUGGUAGUGGCACUUCUACUCGACACUUGCAUGCCAUGGCCCACUACAUUGUGAAAAUGUACAAACACCUGAAAUAUAAAAGUGAGCCUCACGUUAAGAUCGAAGGGAAGGACACUGAUGACUGGCUCUGUGUGGACUUUGGCAGCAUGGUGAUUCAUUUGAUGCUUCCAGAAACCAGAGAAACCUAUGAAUUAGAAAAAUUAUGGACCCUACGUUCUUACGAUGACCAGUUAGCUCAGAUAGCACCUGAGACCUUACCUGAAGACUUCAUUCUUGGACUAGAAGAUGACACUUCAUCUCUGACUCCUGUGGAGUUUAAAUGUGAAUAAAAUGAACUGCUUUAGUCAUUUCAAA